Messenger RNA from Arvicola amphibius (Eurasian water vole), 4996 nucleotides. RefSeq names its product solute carrier family 41 member 2 (gene Slc41a2). Gene Ontology annotation, molecular function: monoatomic cation transmembrane transporter activity. Gene Ontology annotation, cellular component: plasma membrane. The record is from RefSeq and is a predicted model, not a curated record. Bases 419 to 2137 code for a protein of 572 amino acids. NCBI's taxonomy places the organism in Eukaryota, Metazoa, Chordata, Mammalia, Rodentia, Cricetidae. Gene Ontology annotation, biological process: monoatomic cation transport. The transcript is spliced from 11 exons.
AGGAGGCGCGGCGGGUCCGCGGGGCUGGGCCGGGAGGACUGACUCCGGGGGCGUCGCCGCGCUGGGGCUCGGUGCGCGCGGCCGAGGAGGGAGCCGUGGCUAAGUGUUGGAAGGGCGGCUGUGCUUCCUGCCGGGCGCUGGAGCCCAGGCCGGUGGGACCCGAGGCCACCCGACUCUGUCCAGCCCUGCUCGCCGCUGCCCUCGGGCUCCGCAGGCCACGGUGACCGGCGGCGCGCGCCCAGGGAUGGAGGAAGAUUGAAUCCCUCUCUAGAACUUCUGAAUGUUUUUUACGAGUGGGAGCAUUUCCUACACGACAAAGCCAAUGGCUUAACUUCGGGGAGCACUGGGGGCAGUGUUGGCUCUGCUAUGCUUCGCGGAACUUGAGUCUGGAGGACACAGGGCUUUCUGUGAUGACACCAUGACUCACAGCAAAGGAAGAUCUGUCACCUGCAAGACAAGUGGCAGCCCCGAUAGUGGAGGAGGUUUUGUCAAUUGGACCUUAAAUCUAAACACCAUUCAGUCUGACAAGUUUUUGAACUUACUUCUAAGCAUGGUGCCAGUUAUCUACCAGAAGAACCAGGAUGACCGGCAUAAGAAAGCGAAUGGCCUUUGGCAGGACGGGCUGUCGGGCGGAGCACAGACCUUCAGCAAGAGGUCAGAGCCACAUCUGGACUACCACGAGUUCUCGGAGCAGGCCUUUCACGGCGGCGGUGGGCAUGCGCCAGCCAGCUGCAGCCCCAAGUACGACGACUAUGCCGGCUAUAGCUACUGCGACGGAAGGGAGGCUACAGAAACCACCGCCAUGCUGCAGGACGAAGAUCUGGCCAGUGAGGGCGAUGAUGUUAUUGUGGAAACAAACCAGAAGCUCCCAAAGGAGUCCAGCGGCGUCAUGGCCCUGCAGAUUCUCGUGCCGUUCUUGCUGGCCGGGUUUGGAACAGUUUCUGCCGGCAUGGUUUUGGACAUAGUACAGCACUGGGAGGUGUUCAGGAACGUGACAGAAGUGUUCAUUCUAGUCCCUGCGCUGCUUGGCCUCAAAGGGAACCUGGAAAUGACGUUGGCGUCUCGCUUAUCCACCGCAGUAAACGUCGGGAAGAUGGACUCACCCAUUGAGAAGUGGAAUCUGAUCAUUGGCAACCUGGCUUUAAAGCAGGUCCAGGCCACAGUGGUUGGAUUCUUAGCAGCUGUGGCAGCGAUCGUACUGGGCUGGAUUCCAGAAGGGAAGUAUUACCUCAGCCAUUCCAUACUUCUGUGCUCCAGCAGCGUGGCCACCGCCUUCAUUGCGUCUCUUCUGCAGGGAAUAAUAAUGGUCGGAGUUAUCGUUGGCUCAAAGAAGACAGGCAUAAACCCUGACAACGUGGCCACACCCAUCGCUGCUAGUUUUGGUGAUCUGAUAACUCUCGCCAUAUUAGCGUGGAUAAGUCAGGGUUUGUACUCCUGCCUGGAGACAUAUUAUUACAUUUCUCCAUUAGUUUGUGCCUUUUUCUUGGCUCUGACACCUAUCUGGGUUAUAAUAGCUGCCAAACACCCAGCUACCAGGACUGUGCUCCACUCUGGCUGGGAGCCCGUCAUAACAGCCAUGGUCAUAAGCAGCAUCGGGGGCCUUAUUCUGGACACGACUGUAUCCGACCCAAACUUGGUUGGGAUUGUCGUUUACACACCAGUUAUCAACGGUAUUGGUGGCAAUUUGGUGGCCAUUCAGGCCAGCAGGAUUUCUACCUACCUCCAUUUACACAGCAUCCCCGGAGAGCUGCCCGAAGAGCCCACAGGGUGUUCCUACCCGUUUAGGACGUUCUUUGGCUCAGGUGUGAACAAUAAGUCUGCCCAAGUUCUUCUGCUCCUGGUGGUUCCCGGCCACUUGAUUUUCCUCUACACGAUUCACCUGAUGAAGAGCGGCCACACCUCUCUGACUGUUGUCUUUGUUGUCGUGUACCUCCUUGCUGCUGUGCUACAGGUGUUCACCCUGCUGUGGAUCGCAGAUUGGAUGGUCCAUCGCUUCUGGAGGAAAGGGAAGGACCCGGACAGCUUCUCCAUCCCCUACCUGACGGCACUGGGUGACCUGCUUGGGACAGCUCUGCUGGCCUUAAGUUUCCAUUUUCUCUGGCUCAUUGGAGACCGUGAUGGCGACGUGGGGGACUAAUGGGUCCUUGAAGCCGUUGCAGGGUCACCCAGGAGGAGAACACAAGGCAGCCACUGCUGCCCCUCCCGUCCCCAAAGCUCUUCAUCAGUUGUGUGACUUAUGCCAGGGUCGUCUGCGGUUCACCCUGACUCCAUACAUGGCCUUAAUGUACUUUUUAAGGAAUUUGUGCUGGAACCACAAUGAACGGUAUUUGUGCUGCUUUUUGUAGAAUAAAUAAUUUGACACAGACAUAGAUACAAGCUCACACUCUAAAAUUACUUAGGAAAGAAUAUAGGAUGUUUACAAUGAAUGGUUUUGAAACCACAGACCCAGCAGACCUGUACUUUACUAUCAGUUAUAAUGCAAGGUUAGAGGCCAAGGAGCUUUAGCCUUCUCUUAGAGCUGUGUCCUGCUACAAAGAUACCGUGACCUGAAGGCACCAGCCCAGCUUCCCUGAGUGUUAACUGCCCUCCUCCGUGGGAGCUGAGGUUGCCAACCGAUUCCUAAGCUGACUGCAUUCAUCCUGCUGAGCAUAACAGACUGACUUCUACUCUUGUUUAAAACUGCCCUGUGCCAAUGUUCGUUUAAUUUCCGUUCUCAGUAGGUAACCCCUGAAGUUGGGGAGAAGGUGCUCACCGCGCUACCCCAGCAGGCCUUGGGCUUGUGGUCCUCCUGCUUCGGUUCCGUCCUCCUGAUUCUAAAGCACUGGGCCUUUGCUCUUUCGUUGAAAAGCUUUGAUCUGAUUUAGAAAACAGCCCUCAAAGCAGAAGAUCAGUUAGCUGUGUUUGUGGGCACAAGAUAGUGCGUGUGCAUGUGUGUGUAUGCAUAUAAGCAAACGUGUGAGCGUGUAGGUAGACCUGUGUUCCAGAAUGUGUAAGCAUGUGUUUGAGCAUGAGUGAGUGUAUGUGUGAAUAUGUGAAAAGAGACAGACAACAACCAGAGAGAACGACACAGAGAGACAACGUAAUUUCUUUUUCUACAAAUAAGUACCAUUUGAUGUAACACAGACCUAAGAAUUGGGAAGAGCAGGUGGCCCUGUGGCUCUGUAAGGCACCCUGCCUGUCAGUUGUCCCUCCGAAGGAGAAGUUGUGGCUGACCUCAUUAGCAUCUCAUCAUGGGCAUCUCAUCUGCAGAGACCAUCUCAAACAUUUUCUCAAACUCCCGUCAAUAUCCUGUGCACCAGACUGGCACCUGGCUAGUCAGUAGGAAGCCCUUUCAAAUCACUUAGCACUUAAGAAAACUGCAGUGCAAUCUUUAAGACCAUUGAAUAUUUAGUAAUUUAAGCUGCUGAGGGAAUAAAGUUCACAUGGCGUUGAUCUUCUGCCUUAUAAUCAAACUUUGAAGGCAUAGUUUGAACUAAUUUUGGGACCUCUCCUUUAGAGAGUCACGUCACAGAGUGAACACUCUGGUAAAAUAAGCUUAAAGUUUACGUUGAUGAAUAUGUAGUUGCAAUGAUUAUGUUUUAAGAAAUUGAUACUACCUUUCAUAUUAUAAAGUAUUUGUGAAUUUGGGUUUUGCAUUUGGGCUGUACGUUCUUUUGUUUUGAGACAGUCUCGCUCGGUAUCCCAGGUGAGGCUUAAACUGGAGAUCCACCUGCCUUAGCCUGCUGGGAAAUCUUUAACUCACAAAAAAAUGCAGAGUAAGCCCCAGUGUCAGCGCUGGCCAGCAGUCCUAGGCUGUUGUGCCAUGCAUUCCAAAGCACACGCAAAUGCUGACAGCAUGUUCUUUUGCUGUGGGUUAAAUGGAGUCCGGAGUCCCCGUCUGUAUUUUAUAGCCGGGUCACAGGGAGGAGGGGUGCAGAGUGACAUUUUAAGAUUGCACAGCUGCAGAACGACCAGAUUGUUCCAGACUAGUAGACUUUGUUAGCUCUGCCCCACCCCCAAAUGCACCAAGAAUAUCCACCUAGGUACCCGAGAGGAAGACGGCUGGAGAAAGUCCAGUCCAGUGGUACCAGUCUUUCAGACUCCUCACAGGGACGCCUCCACCUCAUGUGUCUUGGUGGUCAGCACAGCCAGCUCCGAGAUAUUCAUGGUCUUAGGGUCAGAGAGACUGUAGAUGAAGUAAUAAAUGCUUUACCUUAUAAAAUAUUCUCCAUCUUAUAAUGAAGACUUUAGACUAAAGAACAAUGCCUCAUUUCUCUUUCCUUUUGGUUGUUGUUUUGUUUUUGUUUUUCAAGACAGGGUCCUCUCUAUGUAACCCUGGCUGUCCUGGUACUCACUUUGUAUCCCAGGCUGCCUCAGACUCACAUAGAUCACCCUGCCUCUGCCUCCUGAGUACUGGGAUUAAAGGCGUGCGCCACCACCUGGUGAUGCCUCAUUUCUUCUAGCCGCUAAGCAGCAACCCUCUUCCUAGACCUACGGUGCCACAGGACAGUGGGCGGCUGAUGCUCAGGCAUUGUCAGAACAGCAGAACCUAUAAGACACGUAAUAGGCAAAUGAAUUGAAAAGGGAUACACAUUGCUUUAAAAAUCAAUUGCAGAUCUUUGAAAGUCUUACAAGUUUAGGUAAAAUAACAGUAUUUUUAUACCACACAAAAUCCUACCUUUCCAAAACUCCCUUUCCACUAAUUUACCAGGCACAUUGUACACACACCUUAAAAAAAAUCAUAUUUUUUUAUUCUUGACCAUCCACCUUUUCUUGAAAUUUCCAGAGUUUCUUAGAAUCUAAUAAAAUAGAAACACAUGAUAUACCUUUGUGGGGACAUCAGACAACCUCACACCAUAAACUGUUCAUGAUGCAGCCAAAUGAAUCCUUUCAAAGUCUCUUAGUGGUGAGGCAUCCCUUCCUUCCCUGUAUCUAAGGUAUAAUUUACCCACUGAUAGUGGUCUCUGGCACCUUGGAAUUAUUGUAAACCCAAGUCAGAAUAAAAUGUGAGAAAGCC